CCGAGUGCUAUGACCUCAUUCGCUUUUCUUCUACUGUGGAAACACUAACCACCAACACUUGUGAGUUUGAAAAGUCCACCCUUUUAUUUAACGAGAAAUCAAACUGUUUUGCAGAAUCUAGAUUCGUAUGUACAGAUCCAAUAUUUUUAUUGCAACUACAUAUUCACUUCUUCAAUAUUUGUUUUAAGCCACAGACCGUUUCUAACAGUAAUUCUAAAUUUACAAAACUGAUACCUCCGUGUGAGAAAGGGUGGGUGGGGCCUAAUGUGACACAAAGAUACACUUCCUCUUCUCUAGAUGGUGAAAACAUUGGCCAACCUCUACAAGAGGAAGAUCAUUUUGUGAGGUUAAAACGGUAGAGAGCUCAGAACCGCAUGUAGAGAAUUGUUGAAUUUGUGUGCGUUUUCCUGUUUGGACAUAGUGUACAGAUUUUCUCUCACUGAUGAUGUACUGUAGAGUGACCGUGUGGCUAAAGAUGUGUCAGUAAAGCUUUUAGAGUCUGAGUGUCGGUAGGGUGAUAGUAAUGGAGGAACCAGUUCCAAGCAAGGAUUCUUCUCAAACAACAGAAGUCAGGAGGGUACAUCCCAAAUCUGAAACCAAAAGAUACAGUGAAAUCUUCAGAGAUUUUGAUAACCUUGAUCUUUCUAUUAUUUCUUAUGAAUCAGAGGAUCUUCUGGGAGACAACGAUUCUCAGUCCAUCUCAGAUUCCCUUUGUACGGAACAGAAUGACGACUCUAUACAGGCUGAAUCUGAAGAUGUGGAUGGAAGCCAAACAGCCCAGGAAGCAGACUUGGCCCUCUGUCGAUGUGAAGAUGGAGUGGAGACAGCUCUGCAGUAUGCCAAGAUGUGGUGCCGCUAUGCCAAAGACCUGCUCUCCUGGAUGGAGAAGAGAAUCAGCCUGGAACAAGAGUUUGCAAAGAAUGUGAUAAAAACAGCCGAGGGGGCCAAAACCAACGUUUGGCAACAGGAAAUGAUGCCACUACAAUACAUCUACAACAUGGCUCUAGAGCAAGACAUCAAGAAUAGUGUGACCUCCCGAAAGACUUCCGAGCUGCUUCAAACACGUUGCUAUCAGGCUUUGGCUGCAAAGAGGAAUGAGAUCGAUAAGUGGCGCAGAGAGUUUAAAGAACAGUGGUCAAGGGAACAAAGGAAGAUGAAUGAUGCAGUGACAGCUUUGAAAAAAGCCAGGCACCAGUACUUCCAGCGCAGCGAGGACCUAGAAAAGGCAAAGGUGGUUUCUGCUAAAGCUGUGGAUGACACAGCAGGAAGCAAAACCCUGGAUAAAAGGAGGAAAUCCAAGGACGAAGCCCAGGCAAAGGUAGUAGAGGCUGAGAUUCAGUACCGACAGUGUGUGAGUGAUGCCAAGAUCCACCAAGACGAAUUAGUGAAGGUUAAGGAGAGAAUUAUUUCUCACAUUCGCAAGCUCAUUUGUCAAGGAGACACUGUGCUCAAAGAGGCCACAGUCAACAUGUUCUACUUCCAACGGCAGCAAACGGAGCCGGUCCCUCUUGGCUAUCACAACCUGGAGAUGACAUGCAGAUCCCUGGAGCCCGGCGAACCCUAUCUGCUGUAUAUUCUGAGCAGACGUCGUCCUGAGCAGUUGCUACAAACAUUCACCUUUCAAGAGUUCAUUCCACAUGGAAAAAGAAACAAAAGAAAAACUAGUGCCCCAACCUCUGUGCAGGACUCAUCUCUUUUGGUAGAAGAUAAUUCUUUCAGACGAACUAGUGACAUAAAGAAAAUAGGACACAGUGACUGUGAAAGCAUUGGAGGCAGCUUGGAAUCAUUAUCCAGUCCUGCUCACAGGAGACUGCCUAAAACAGCGUCCACUAUCACAGUGUCGUCAGACGAUCUGGACGAGAAAGAUGUGGGGUCAGAAUCAGAGUAUGUUGAUGUUCAAUCUGUGAAGUCACGGAUGUUUUCUCAAGCUGCACUUACUCACCGGCUAAAGAAACUGAAAACCAAGAUGAUCAAAUGCAGGCAGUGUGACAACUACAUAGUCGUCAGUGGACUUGAAUGUGAGGAGUGCGGGGUGGCUUUGCACAGGAAGUGUAUGGAGGUGUGUCAAAUCGAGUGUGAGCACAAGAAAGGGACCGUGUUUGGAGUGGACCUCUCUCUGCUCUCAGACUCGGCAGAUGAAGUGCCAUUCGUCGUGACGCGCUGCACUUCCGAGAUCGAAAGUCGGGCUCUCUCUGUCCAGGGUGUGUACCGAGUGAGUGGAUCCAAACCUCGCAUUCAAAAGCUCUGUCAGGCCUUUGAGACGCAGAAGGAGCUGGUGGAUCUUUCUGACAACUCACCGCAUGAUAUCACCUCCAUGCUUAAGCACUUCUUUAAAGAGCUUCCAGAACCCUUGUUAACCUUUGACCUGUACAAUGACUUUAUCGUGAUGGGAAAAGCCAUUCAGCAUCUGUGUGAAAAGGAAACAUCCCCUGGUCCUAAUGAGAUCAUGGACAUCGUGCACGACCUCCAAAAACUCCUGAAGAGGCUCCCUACACAUUCCUACAGCACUCUGCAGCACGUCAUUUCCCAUCUGCUGAAAGUUUCAGAGAACCACGAAAAUAAGAUGUCCCCCAGCAAUCUAGGAAUAGUGUUUGGACCAACAUUGUUGCGCCCUCUAGUGUCCGCAGAUAUGUCAAUGAUUGCCAUCUUGGAGACGAGCUACCAGUCGAUGCUUAUUGAGUUUCUCAUUACACACUACGAUAAGAUUUUUGGCCCAAAGAGAACACUGAGUACUCCCCCUCCACCGGCACCCACGGCGCCCCUUCCAGACACCCCACCCAGAGCUUCUUGCCCACUGGAUGGAGAAGCUGAUGGCAACCUGGAAAAUGUCACCUCGUCCAAGCAGAGGCCACGCUCAGCUGAAAGCCGAACUCUCAAGAGAGACUCGAGCGAGGGUUAUAUAUCUGACAAGUCUUCAUCCAAUGAGGCAGUGGACCAGCUCAGCCCUGAAUCCACUGAGAGAGCAGUUAUGGCUAUGAGAGUAGCAUUGAAGGAUGUGGAGGAAUCUGCCUCAGAUUUGACCACUCAACCACACUAUCGCUUCACGAGACAGCCUGUCAAGUACCAGCGGCAUCAUAAUUUGGGGCCCCGGCUCGUUAAUCCAGAUCGUGCAAAAAAGCAGCCAGCAGCUCCACUAAGGGAUUAUCAAGGGAGUGCAGACAGCAGCCGCAGCUCUUCUCCAGAUCCAGGAACGCAGAGACUUUCCCAAACUUUAGAUGGCCACAGUAAGAACAUUCAACAGUCCCAUCAAGGUGCUGCUGCUACAGAAGGAAAAACGGAAGUCCCACUUAGCCCUCGGGAGGUCGCUCAGUACAUGCUGGGUUUGGAUUCAGCUUUUACACAACCCCAAGCGGUGGGAUCAUCAACUCAGAGGUCAAGUCAAGGAGUAACAGCUGGGCAGCUAACGGAUCAAAGUGUAAAUAUCAACAAUAAUCGGCACAGCACUGAAAAAAAGAGUCAAAAUCUUACACCAAAGAGCAUUCAUCUGGAGCAAAACAAAACCUCUCCUGCCCAGAAGAUUCUGUCUGGUCUGAGGUUGAGACGCAGCAGCUCAGGUAAAGACGAGCAGCUGUUUGUCUGAGGAAAAAUUCUCAGAAACUGGACUGUAGAUAUGCUCACUGUAUUGCAACAUUAACUCAGGUCUGCCAGAGAUUCCUGUUAAUGUAUUCAUAUAGUUCAAACAUGCUUUUUGUAUUUUAUUCUCAGAUUUAACUUUACAUCCAAAAUUCUAACUGUAGAAAAGAACACUGUACAAAAAUAUGUUCAUAUUUACUUUUAGAACAGUAAACAUUUCAUUUUAUUACCCUAAUGCCACCUAUACUUUGACGUGUUCAGCAUCUCAUGCAGACCAUUUCAUGUAGAUGAUCUUAUUUCUAUAUUGUUUUGAUAUAACAAACAGAUAGAAAUUGAAGGUAUGGCAUUUAUUAUUAUUCUUUUAUUUUAAAGAAAAUGCUUUUUUGUAUUUGUUGGGCUUCUUAUUGUCUCGGGAUAAAAAUCUGGCAGACAAAAGCACAUUUUAUUAUUGUGUGUGUACUGUCUCUGUUUUACCACAAGAGGGCGGUCUUUCAGCUUGAGAGAACACCAUGUCAAACAAAAGAGAGCCAAUAAACUGUUUAUUUGUUA
This is a messenger RNA of Oryzias melastigma (Indian medaka), 4122 nucleotides long. Its product is annotated as GEM interacting protein. Bases 524 to 3580 code for a protein of 1018 amino acids. The transcript is spliced from 21 exons. Gene Ontology annotation, biological process: activation of GTPase activity; negative regulation of GTPase activity; signal transduction. Gene Ontology annotation, molecular function: GTPase activator activity. Lineage: Eukaryota; Metazoa; Chordata; Actinopteri; Beloniformes; Adrianichthyidae. Gene Ontology annotation, cellular component: plasma membrane. The record is from RefSeq and is a predicted model, not a curated record.